Plodia interpunctella (Indianmeal moth) is the source of this 3732-nucleotide messenger RNA. RefSeq names its product windpipe (gene wdp). Lineage: Eukaryota; Metazoa; Arthropoda; Insecta; Lepidoptera; Pyralidae. Bases 659 to 2773 code for a protein of 704 amino acids. The transcript has 3 exons. The record is from RefSeq and is a predicted model, not a curated record. Gene Ontology annotation, molecular function: protein binding. Gene Ontology annotation, cellular component: cytoplasm.
GACAUGUGUAUUAAAUUUAAAUUCACGUGUAAUGCAAAAAGUUGAUAAAUAGUUAUCUUUUUAGAUAACAUCCGCUUUAGUAUCAAUAUCAACCAGUGUCACGGUCUCCGUAUUUAUAUACGCUUUCAUCUUGAUUUUUGCAUGUUACAACUGUAUACAUAUACCUACUUUCUCUAUAAUUAGAACCAAUAAACUUUGAUUAGGAAAGUGUAUUGAGAUUAACAUUUCCAUAAUUCUGUCAAUUUGCCAAAAAUUGGUUUAGAUGAUCGACGACUUUUUGGACAGUGUCGUGCAGUGUUCAUAGCGGUGCAUUUGAGUAAAUGCCCCUAUUCUGUUUCGUCUAGUGGAGUCGCAGGCGAGGCCGGUACAGCGUUGCCGGUCGUGCAGCGCGCCGGUUGUCUCCACUCCAGUCCGCCUCCAACCAUCGCCACGCAACCACGCCACGCCGCUGGCGUGAGAACUUUUCAACAAGAUAUCUGUGCAUAUCUAGUGACAGUGAGAGUGUGUGAACAGGAAUUUUAAGGACUAGGUAUUCGAACAGCGACCCAACAACGAAACGAUUUUAUUUCAAACAAUUGCACGAGUUUACCGGAGUGCAUGAAGUGGGAUGUCGAGUUUGCUCGCUUUAAUUUCGAGGUGUAGCUGAGUUCAAACCACAAUGGCGGAGCUACACGUAACUGUCUACGUCUUGGCCGUAUCUCUGUUGGCAGCUCCAAUUCUCUCUGCGAUCUGUCCUGACGGCUGCGUCUGCAACACGACCCGAGAUGGCCUCCAUCGGGCCACCUGCAGCAACCUCCUCGAGCUGUACAAGUUCACUCUUCGGCAAAAACAUCACAACAUCAACAUACUGGACUUGUCACACAACAACAUUACCAAACUCACACACGAGCUGGACCGCCUAACAGAAGUUGUCACUUUAGAUUUGUCCACAAAUGGUAUCACAAACUUGAAUAAAUUCUUGCACAAUGCUAGAAAACUGGUGCAUUUAAAUCUGGCAAACAACAGGAUAAAGACGCUAUCGUUAACUCAGUUACCGAAUAGUGUUAGCUCCCUAGAUUUAACAAAUAACUUAUUGCAAGACGUUCCAUCCGACUUAGGACAUUUAACAGGGUUAGAACAUUUAGAGCUCGAAGGUAACCCUUUGCACUGCUCAUGCGAAAAUAUUAUGGCAAGAGAUCGUUUGAUAACAUCAAAUGUGUAUAUCGACAAAGUACAAUGUUCUUCCCCGGAGAAAUUGAAGGGACGGUCCUGGCUAGAAUUAAAAACUAAAGACUUAUGCAAAAUACCAAAAGUUGAAACUAACUAUUUAGAUAUGAUGAUGGGAGAUCAACCCCUAGAUGCGGUAAAGAUUGGUGAAGAUACGACUGCUUUGAAAUCGAUGCCAUUGGUAGCCAAAAGCGACUUAGAUGAUGGUAACGUUAUACACAAUGAUGGAACUGCUGAGGACGAUGAUAGCCUUGUAUUCAUGAAAGUCGGACAUGCUACGCCUUCUCCUGAAAAACAAAUCGAAGGGUCUGGAGAUGAUGAAAGUUCCACAAAUUCCGAAUUUAUCGUCUCUAAACGCGAACACCAGUUGCAUUCAAGUGUCCUUGUAAAUGAGGAUAUGAUUUCGGCUCAGAAUGUACAUACAACUGAAGAUCCUAUUUAUGGAUCAGGUGAUGGAUCAGGAUCUGGUGAUGGAAUUAUUUUACUAGAAGAUGAUGUAAUAGAAGAAACUACAGAAACAACAUCUACCUUCAUUCCACUAUUAAGUCCAGGUCCAGUUACAAGAAUAUUUGAAGAUACUUUUGAUAAUACAACUGAAUUUCCAAUUCCACUAGCGCCUUCUGUUUACGAAGGCGGUCCCAAUUGGCAUAAUAAACCUGAUGUUACAACCGUGUCUACGGAAUCACCAAUUAGUACUCAAGUCAUGAGAGACACUACUGUGUCUGAACAUAUAAGAGUGACUCAAGCUCCUGAAAACCAUGGAGUUGCACCUGUCACUUCAAAUGAAAUACAGCCUCAUAAAACUGGUACAUAUGUAUGCAUUGCAAUUAUAGUUAUAAUUUUAGUGGGACUCAUUGGCUUUGCUAUUAUAAAAGGCCAAAUGAGGAAACGAAGAGAUAGGAGGCUACUGAGACAACAAAGGCGUGACGUAGAAAAUGCGUCAAAGGAAAUGGUUGAUAUGAAUAAAUCAUUAUUAGGUAAACCUGCAGUUCUUGAGUCGUCAAUCGAGAAAAAAGUUAAUGGAAAAUAUGAAUUAGUGCCAACACAUGAGGUAAUACAAAAGAAAGGAGAAAACGGAGACGUAGGUAACGGCGUUAAAUAUAAUGAUACUAACGGAAUCCGAACAGAUAGUCCGCGAGAUUCUAACCAAAACAAAAGUAGCUCAAAGGAUAAUAAUUUAACAGAAGAUAAUCAGUUACCAAAAGAAACGUCGUUCGAAUCAGAUCUUACAUCACCUGAUUCUAGAAAAGACACAAACUCUUUAUCAAGCGAGGAUAUUUUUGUGCCAAUACAUGAUGAUGAAGAAGUGCCUAGAUUAAAUGGUAAUGCUGAUUCAGAUAUUUCUCAACCUUUACUGAAUGGUGAUCAAAACACAGAUUCCGAUUUCUUAUCACCAUCGCGCGAGUACGUACCAGUGUACUCACCUGAUAUGGGAAGGGUCCGGAUAAAGAUGACAGAAACACCCAAACCGAAAACGCCAGUACUAGUCACAAGAAGUAGGUCAAAUGCUGGAGAUAUAAUCGUAACUCCUUCUGGAGAUGGCAAUGCACGCAAGUCAACCACUUGAGACUCAGUUGUAUCAAAAGGGACUUUAGCACUUACGUUAGUGUAAACAGUGUCAGUCAACAAACACUUCACUCUUGGCGAAAUUCUGUGAUUCAUAUGUGCGUUUUUUGCAUACUCGUUAUCAGAGUCUACGAUGGUUGGACUGAAAUUAAUUGGUUUGUGUGUUAAGUCGUAAAGAAACUUUGCUGCCAAAGUGUGUUUGUAGUCGACAGUGCCUUUAACUUGUUAGUGGUAUAAAUAUUUAUGAGAGUAUAUUCUGCAGUAAGUGAAAAUAUUUUUAUACGUGUAAAGAUGUUGCCAUGUUCAAAAUAGUAAUUAACUUUAUGUUUCAAUAAUUAUUUAAUUUUAUAUGUAUCGUAGUUUUCUACGUAACGACCAACGCAUUCUUGAACAUUAUUAUAAACAAUCAUUUUUAUCAUUAUGAAUGUUUCUAUAAUUUCGGAAUUUUUCUAAAAUGUUAAUGGUUGUGUACUUACUACCCUGAGUAUAGAUAAUAUAGGAGAAGUCUAUCUACCGGCUAUGUUUAUUUUCUUAUACUUUCCUAUAGAGAUUCACAUUUUAUGGUCUGGCUAAGCUUAAGUUCCUCUGAAGUAAUUUUUAUGAUUUAGUAUUUAAGAAUGUGAUACCAUUUAUUUUAAGUAUAAUUCAUGCUAUUCCAUAUUAUGUAUGUAUAUAAAAAAUUAAAUUCAAAUUUUCCUUCGUGUAUAGUUUAGAAUUACCUACGUUAUUUUUGAAGUUGUUUUAUUUCAUAAUUUAAGUGCUUUUUCAUCUUAUAAGUUACUAUGCUUAAGUUCUAUUUAAUAAAUGCUUAAGUUUCAACGAUUUAAGGAUAGUAACGUGGAUCGGAAUCUUUGAAAUAGAAACGAACAAAUUAAGGAACAAUAAAUAGCUCAAUAAGAGAGGAUUUAUGAAGUGAUGUAUUUUUAUUUCCAAACUAUAUGAUAUAAAUGAUUGAUUCGA